UUCCGGGAAACGAUCGGACAUAUCAAUAUGCAGCUGAUGGUUUUCGGGAGGAUGUGGACGCGCAGGCGUGUUGCGGUGUGGGUGGAUUUUGGGGCCCCUCGUGAACAGGGCGGCGUUUCUAUGGGGAGGAGGUCUUUGAUACGCCACAUGGACCAGGACACAUCGCACCUUCUGCGUUUGCUGUGAUCGCAUUUUUUCGGAUGAUACGUUGUAACAGCCAGCUACAUCUCUCCCAAAUCGGUCGUAGUCGCGUUUUGCAGUUGUGUUUAUCUAUUUAAGGCCCCUCGGCGCUGAUCAAGGGUCUCUUUGAAGAUUUUAUGUAAUGAUCCGCUCUGGCAAGGAAUAUUCUGGACUCUUGUCUUAGCUGAGAAUCAGUUUCCAAUCAAGGCGUCACCUUUGGAAAUGCGUCUUCCUCCGUUGGAUACAACUUGCGCUGACGAUCAUUUAUGAAUAAUAGCCUGCAUCAUAUUGUCUGUAGAUCUAUUCCACAGGGGUCUUUCACAUAAAGGAUGGGGAUCUGAUUAAACAGCAGAGGCUGCCCACCUCCUCGAUCAUUUCAUCAUUCGUUCACCGAAUACAGAUUUGACGUUAAUGUUUCGCCAGGAGGUUGGUGUCCUGUCUUUUAUUCCGACUUGUUCGUACCUUUUCCAAUACGAACAGAGGAACAUGUCUCGGUAUAAUAUCUACAGUCUGCUGGACUGGAUGUAUGGAGGGGUGGACCCCAUGUUUGAGGGCAAUGGGGGCCCUGAGUGCGCAGCCUUCCUCUCUCCCCGACAGAGAAUAUUUGAGACUCUGAUCAUUGUGUUCAUUUCUAUUCUGGAAGUGGUGGUGGCUAUCAAAAAGAUCAAUGUCCCUAAAGAGGUCAGAGAUGUGCGGAAAGAUGGCAGGAGGAGCAAGGAAGACACCUGGGGCAAGAACCUGUUGCUUGUGGCUCUGUGCAUGACUUUUGGAGUUGAGGUUGGGUUUAAGUUUGCCACAAAGACUGUGAUCUACCUCCUCAAUCCAUGUCAUGUGGUCACAAUGGUACAAAUCUUCCUGCUUGCAUGUCCCCCCUGUAAAACCGCCAUGGUUAUUUUUAGGCUUCAGGUCCAUAUGCUGAAUGGAGCCCUUCUAGCGCUUCUCUUCCCAGUAGUCAACACUCGACUGCUUCCAUUUGAGAAGGAGAUAUAUUAUAUUCAGCACUCCAUGCUGUAUCUUGUGCCAGUCUACCUCUUCAGAAAAGGAGGUGUGUAUAAGCCAGAGCCACUCAGAGACAUGUGGUGGGCGCUGCUGUCCACGGGCAUCCUCUUCCUCUACCACUUUGUGUUCCUCCAGGGCCUUGGAAUGUUGACAGAAGUGAAUUUGAAUAACAUGCUGUGUCCUGCUGUCUCUGACCCCUUCUAUGGACCAUGGUACCGAGUGUGGGCGACGGGCCACCAGACUGCCCUGACAUUACUGCACGGCAAGGCUCUGACCAUCCUCUCGCAGCACACCGCUCCCACAUGCCGUUAUUUAUUGGAUAUAGCACAUCUACGCAACAAGAAGUUGGACUAGUGUUUUUAUCAGCAGACUAACAUGGACAAAACCUGAACUGGAACUUGUCCAGCUUCCUAGAAAAAAAGUGUAGUACAUUUUUUAUGUAUAUAUAUAUAUCUAUCUUUUUUUUUUCUUUUUGUUGUUUGGUCCAAACCUGGUUUCUCAAAGCUGGAUCAUUAGAUCGAAAUACUGUUUUAACACCAUAGGAGCAGGACUCAAGCAGCAUAAACCUUGCCUUGUUCUUUUUAGUUUUAAAGUUUAGCAAAAUGAAGAUUCAUUGAACUCAGAACAGAUGUAACCUUUCUUCUCAAGUUGCCUUCUUUAGUUACAUUCAACAGGGGGCCAACCCAGUUCCAUUUACUCAACUGAUGCAGUUAUAAAUGCUGAAUUUCCUCACGCCUUGCAUGCUGGUGAGGCAUUUUCAAUAGAUUUUCUCAAAAUGGCAUUCUGUUAAUAUUGUAGACCUGUUGUGGAAAGCAUAAAUGUAGUGGUACUGUGUCUAGGAGAUUUUCCAGAGUCUAUUUCCAGCUCCCAAGCAGUCUCUUUCUUUCAAACUGGUAUGUAAAUAGUUAUGACUAAAUUUUAAGCUGAAGCUAUUAGCUGUGGUCACGUCCACUAAACAUUUUCUGUUGGCUUAAAGUGAUUCCAUUUGCUGUUUGAUCAAGUACACACACACUCUACUGAUCAUAUUAUCCAUGGGAAAUGAUAGUGUUUUUUGUAUGUUCACAUGUAUACACAAAAAAGUCCAAUAUGUAGUCAAAUUAAGGAAAAAUAAGUUCCAUCACCAACCACAUUAGGGGCUCUUUUGUCUAGUCCCAAAACUGCUCCGAUCAAGUGUUUUCCCAGCUGUUUGCAUGUCAAGCCCAGAAACUACGAUUUGCUGAACAGUUUGUGGCUGUUGCAGUCAUGCAAGAAAUGCCAAUUUGAGCGAUCUAGUGAUCUAUUAUGGGAUCACUCUCAUUUCAAUGUAACUUGACUGAAAGGGAAACCUGUCUGUCUUGGUGUCAUUUUUGUACAUAUGUUUUUAUCGAUAUUAAAGGUCUUCUUCAACAUGUCAUUGAUGAAGACUAUUGGUUUCACAAGGUGCCAAACAAAAAAAUUUGUCUGUGAAGCAUAAAGACACCUAAUGCCUUAUUCUUUCAGAAUUAAUUUUUAUUGGAUAAAUGAUUUAAAAGGUAAUAACAAUAAUGUUUUAAAACUACAUUAUCAUUGCCACAGCCAUAGCUCACAUACCCACAUAUAACCCAUCUAUCCCCCCACCCCCAACACAUUUUUUUUUUUUUGGUGUAGAUUUUGUAAUUUUUUUUUGAGCCAUACUACCAUAUUCAUAAUAAAUGCCCAUUUCAAGUCUCAUCACACUAACAGCAAUUCAGUGGGGUUAAAUGAUCUAGUUCUACAGGGGAGUUGUCUCUCUCUCUCUCUCUCUAUAUAUAUAUAUAUUUUUUUUUAUCAAGUCAUUACUUUAGCUAUUUCAAGUUCUUAAAGGAAGAAAGAAUCCAAAAUCAAAAUAGAAACAAAAAGUGGUGGGCAUAUGGGGCUACACCAGGCAACCCCGUUUCCCACAAUGACAACACCGCAAGCUGUCAGUCAUUGAAGGGCGUGUUCAAAACUCAUCUUCUCAAAGUUCCAGAACAUAGAAAACCACUAAAAUAAUUUAGAAACUAGGUCCAAAAUAUUUUUUUUUAAAAAGAAUUAACUCGAUAUACAAAAACAGUCAUUGUGUUUACUUUUUUAACACUUUUUUUUUUUUUUACAAAAAAGUUUUCAAACUAAUUUAUUGUAGUUCUUACAUUAUUUUUUUAAUCAUCAUCAUCAUCAUCAUUAUUAUUAAUUAUACUUUUUUACCCCCAUAUCUAUCAGUGCGAUUGUAUGCCAGUGCAGCUACUGGGUCCAGAGUAAAGAAAAGAGGCUUUUUAUUUUUUAUUUUUUUCUUUAAAUGGCAUUUAAAAAUAAGGAUUAACUCAUCUUUUGUAUAAAGUAUAACUGCUGGUCUUAGGAAAAAAAUAAAAUAAAAAAAAAAAACCUUAAGAAACCCAUAAAUCUAAGAGGCACGCUAUGGGGUUUUCUUUCUUUACAAAAAUAUAUAAUAAUAACAACAAUGAUGAAAACAAACAAACAAAAAAAAGUACAACCUAGUAUUACGGUCAUUGACACCGUGCAAGGUCUCAAAGACAGCUACAAUGAAAAUUCAUUGAACUUAGGUAGCUAAAAUCCUAAAACAACAUUAGAAAUUGUACAAAAAAAAAAAGAUACACAGAAACAGAAGACAUUUCUCUUGCAGGGAAGGUUUUUGGAAGGACAGGAAGGCAGGUCUGUAGAGCAGCAUUUGGACAUGGCUGGAGGCAUCUUUGGUUCGGUUGAACACACAAAGGUAACAUGAGCCAAACGGCUUUCAAAGGACUAUGGGUUCAACAGCGAGCGUGAAGCUCGUCUGCAGGUGUUACAACCCAACAUGUAUGCCUAAAAUGAGCAUUUGCUAUACACACCAAACACUAAUCCCAGUUGUGUUGUUAAAAAUGACAGAAACCCAAAGACAGCAUAGCGAGAAAAUGCUUUUUGACCCAAUCUUUGAGCAAUGUAACUGUAGGACAGGUACUGAGUUUCUACAGUGUUUAAAUGUGCCUGGGAUUGCUAAUGUCCUCAAAGUGCAUGUUCAAACUACUCUAGGAAUCAUGAAAAUAUUUUGUUCCAUUUGCAGUCUUUUCACAACUGAUUUUUCUUAACUUAAAAUCUAUCGACAUAUCUGACAGAACCAAAAACGAAAGAACCAACGUGUCUUUCAUCGCAUAGUGUGGCUUGCAACCGAACGAACCAAUGAUAUUUGAACAAAUGUUGUUAGCAAAGUAAACUCAGCACAUUGAACCUCAUUAUCGCUGUAGUUUUGGCCAUAUGGAGGCAACAGCGUUCGGCUAGUUAAGCCAGCCGUCUUUCAAAACGGCGAUGUACAUGAACGCGAACAUCCACAGCAUUAACAAAGCGAGAGACUCCAGGGUAAUUGUAUGUUGCGUAAAUUUGCACAUCUAUAACAGAUGAGAUGUUAAGCAUAUGCCCGAAUCCCCCAGGCCAUGAGGGAAAGAUGGGGUUAGACUCGUCACUACUUGUCCUUUCAAACCUGCAGGAGAUUGUGUUACACUGGUAGGGGGAAAAAAAACAAAAAAAAAACACCUGUAAAACAGAUCUGCAUAUAUUGAGGAUAAUAAUAAAGUCUGAUAUGAUCAAUGAGUCCGCAUGACCAGUCACAUUUGCUGUGACCACCCCCGACAUGAGGUCCGAUAGCACCAUUUUAUAUAGUCUUUUUUUUUUCUCGUAUCUAUAUAGCAGUGAAACAAGCAUGCCAUGUUUAACAGGUGGCCUCCUAUUCAUGCAACAAAUGUAUUGCAAAGGUCAAUACAUCAGAUUUCAAAUGCAAAGACUUAGUUGAUUUUGCAGCAGAAAAAAAUGUUCAGUUUGUGCUGUUUUAAUGGACCAACAAACGAGGCCCUGAUCGUCCAACUAGAAACACAAUAACCGGGUUUAAAAAAAAAUCAGAUAGUUAAAGGGUUGUUAAAGACCACAAAUGUGUCACACUUUAUGUGACUCUUAAACGGGCAUCUUUGCCCAAAAACUCAAUGCAAAAGUUGCUGUUCAUGUUGUGAAAUAAUCGGUCUCAAGGUAGUUGAGCACUCGGGGCAACAUUUGCUGGUCCACAUCAUAACCAUUUUUAAGGCAAAACAACUGAAAUCAGGUUUUUUUUUUCUUUAGGUUUUAGUGAGCUGGCUAAAGACUGUGGAUGGAACCCCAAAAGCCCUUAACAUUUUGCAUAUGAAAACAAAACACAGAAAUCGUUCCCGAUUUUCACAAGAACCUCACCCAUUAUUUUCCUUUCAGAAGUGGUCGAAAAGCGAGUCCACUGCUUCUACAGACAAUAAAAACAAGUGAUAUUCAGUCUACCUCCUGGUCUUUGAAAAAAAGAAAAAGAAAAAAGCUGUAUCAAAAUAACACUGCCGCCUUUCAGAGCAAGAGUUGAAAAUGGGUCUAAUAAGAGAAUAAAUCGUCAAGUGAGAAAACUAUGAAAACACUUACAACCGUAGUAACUCCCUGGUGUGACAUGACAACAUUAAUCAAACAAGCUUCACCGCGAGAUGUUGAGGGGUUCAGAAGCCGCCACAACAGCUGUGCCUGUUUGACUUGAAGAUCCGCAAGUUAUCGUCUCAAUUACAGCGACUGUAAAGUCUGCGCCUUCGUAUGGAGGUGUGAACAUUGUUGCCAUGCGAGACAGAAACGGACAUAUUCAUCCAUAAUACCAGAUCAUUAAAAACUAAACCGAGAGCUUUCUGAAGCAUCCUCUUGAGAGUGAAGAUUCCCGUGCCAGGUAAACAGACCAAGAGAGAAAGGAAUUAAAAACAGCCAUUUAGAGCAACCACUCUGCUACAGCAUGCAUUAAAAAUUUGACCUUGGUCUCUCACAAAGGUGUUCCUCUCUGUGUGACAAAAUAGGAGCGAUACAAAAUUCAGACUGACUUGAAUCUGAUGUCUCUCUGACUAUCCAUUUACACCCUUACUCCGAGUACAGACCUAUACUUUCAAUCUCACAAACAACACUAAGAAAUACUAAUACAACACAUCACCACGAGAAACAAAAUAACAGACAUGUGGUUUAAUAUGCUUUUACAUUUUUCCUAGCAACACCAGACAAAAAAGGGCUAACUAUUUAUCUAAGUUAGCUCAGUUCAAAUCAACUCCAGUAAUGCUAAGAGCAACAGCCUUUUACAUUAUGGGGAAAAUAUUCUGGUGUACCCAAAAGAGAGUUUGAGGGGGGGAAAAAAAAACACUUGACUAGUUCUUCACUGCCUAACCCAACAAUGCUCAAGAUAAAACAAGGAAAACAAAACCACCACUCAUGAGGAACUGCACAGAGAGGAACGAGAAUCCCUUAAACCCUGUGGCUGCCUAUAUGAUAAAAGACAAACUAAUAAGAAACUGAAAAAAAUUGAGAAAGUCACUAAAGCUGAGCGAGCGUACAUACAAUCUGAGCAAAAGCAUAACUACUCCAACAUUUAAUAUGACUUAUUUCCAUCCACAGACUGAGAAACCUGAUUUUAGGAAAUUUGUUGAAACAAA
This is a messenger RNA of Sinocyclocheilus grahami, 6614 nucleotides long. Its product is annotated as transmembrane protein 164-like. The record is from RefSeq and is a predicted model, not a curated record. Bases 592 to 1533 code for a protein of 313 amino acids. The transcript has 6 exons. NCBI's taxonomy places the organism in Eukaryota, Metazoa, Chordata, Actinopteri, Cypriniformes, Cyprinidae.